Messenger RNA from Knipowitschia caucasica, 552 nucleotides. NCBI's taxonomy places the organism in Eukaryota, Metazoa, Chordata, Actinopteri, Gobiiformes, Gobiidae. The record is from the annotation of a GenBank genome assembly.
AUGAAGUCAGACCGGCUCCGUGCACGGGUCACAGACACGCAGGGGAAGAGAGAGUCCUACCGGGUUGUCAACGCAGGGCGGUCCGGUCCUCUUCCAUCAAAAGUUGAACCUCUGUCCGCGAGUCCCCGAGAGCGUGCGUGCGUGCGGCGUGAACGUGCAGCGUGGGUCCGGAGAGCAGGGAGCGCGAGGAGAAGUGGAGAAGAGGAGAAGAGCAGAAGUGGAGAAGUGGAGAGAGGAUCCAGAGCGCGGAGUGUGGAGGCUGCUCUGAGGGGGCGGCAGGUAACGCGUGCCCCUCCCUCUCCCGCGGAUGGAGCGGAGAUGAUUUGCCAGCUGCUGCAGCUUGUCUCGUUGCCCCACUUUGGUUUUUACAGGCGCUCCUCUCUGACGCGCGCUCUCAGGGGACUCUCACGCACGCGCAUUCACACUCCUGUGCACGCGGAGGAGUUAGGGCGCGCGCCAUACGAUAAAGCCACGCUGAUACAAGACAAACAGGGAAGAAGGAAGAGGAGACUUGUUCAAAGUGUGAUUCCUAAUAAUCAGUAUAAACACUGA